Messenger RNA from Nematostella vectensis (starlet sea anemone), 1170 nucleotides. Its product is annotated as mth938 domain-containing protein. The transcript has 5 exons. Gene Ontology annotation, cellular component: cytoplasm. NCBI's taxonomy places the organism in Eukaryota, Metazoa, Cnidaria, Anthozoa, Actiniaria, Edwardsiidae. Gene Ontology annotation, biological process: positive regulation of fat cell differentiation. The record is from RefSeq and is a predicted model, not a curated record. The coding region runs from base 238 to 627 and encodes 129 amino acids.
GAUUUUAUAGCAUGAAAGACUAGGGCGAAUAGUGUUCAUUUAUAUAGUUCGGAGCGCGACAUUGGAGAGGCGACUUUGCAUCUCUAGCCCUCUGGUCGUGGUUGUUUCUGUUCAUUUAGUUACUCAGCUAAAAGAAUGCCUUGCAGUCCGUAAUGGCACCCAAGUGGUUUCACAAGCCUUCAAGGAGUGAAUAUUGUGUUUUGAGGCCAUGGAAAUGGACCUGGAGGAUCAGAAUAAAUGUUCAUACAAAUGUCUGCAGAAUGCCACCCCUCCCCCCUGGUGGACAAGUUGUCUUGGGGUCACAUGACCAUUGGAUGUCAGAGCUACAAAGACUGUAAAGUGUGGCCAGGUGGCAGUAGGGCAUGGGACUGGAACGAGACAGGGACAAAGCAUAAUCCAGGGGUGCAGCCUGCAGAUAUUGAAGACAUCCUCACAAGCAAAGUCCAAAUUCUCGUGAUCAGCCGAGGGAUGAACGGAGUCUUGAAGGUACCGCCUAAGACAGUACAAUUUGCUGAAGCAAGAGGCGUUGAAGUUCUUGUGCACUUGACUGAAGAUGCUGUAAAGAAGUACAAUCAAUUAGCAAUACAAGGUGCCAGGGUAGGAGGCGUCUUCCAUUCGACUUGCUAGAUGACAAUCGAUGUGCUGAUCUCUCUUUAGCCCAGAAUGCUGUAAAGGAGUGCAAUCAUAGUUAGCAAAAGAAUCUGACCUUCCACUUGUUAGAUGACAGCCUGGUGUGGUCUCUCUUCAGCCCUGGAAUGCUGUAAGGGAUGAGUUGUAAUAAUAGGAUAGCGAGAACAAGGUGCUAGGAUGAGAAGCGUCUUCCACUUGUUAGGUGAGAACCUUGGGCAUUCCUCUCUAUUUAGCCCAUGAUACUGUAAAGAAGAACAAGUUAGCACGACAAGAUGUUACUGUAGGAGGCGUUUUCCAUUCCAGUUGCUCUCUGUUUAGCCCAUGCUAUAAAGGAGGAUAAGGUCAAGGGUGUUAGGGAAGGAGACGUGAUGAGAAAGUAAGAGCAGAUGGAUUUUAAAUAUACUAUAAGCAAGACUAUUAGCCCAUGAUACUGUAAAAAAGAACAAGUUAGCAAGACAAGUUGUUACUGUAGGAGGCGUUUUCUAUUCCACUUGCUAGAUGACAGCCGAGUCCAUUAAACUCUCUGUUUAGCCCAUGCUA